This is a messenger RNA of Rotaria sordida, 648 nucleotides long. Lineage: Eukaryota; Metazoa; Rotifera; Eurotatoria; Philodinida; Philodinidae. The record is from the annotation of a GenBank genome assembly.
AUGGCAACAAUUUCUGUUCAACGACACAUGCUCAUUUUUCAUGGACAUUUUCUACGAAUCUCUUGGAUGCGUAUUGUUCUACAUAAUUUACCACUUCUUCUUUGUCUUAUUUAUCCUAUGAUGUUUUAUUUUUUUGCUAUUAUUCUUUAUCCAUGUGAUGGCACACAAUGGGAUUACACUAGUAAUUUGUGUGGUUUUGCUGAUUGUUAUCUUCUUUUUAACAAAAUACUCGGCACAUUUGAUUGGUCAUUCAACAAUGGAUUACCUAUGGUUGUAAAUGCAUUAGCCAAUAUAGCUUUAAUUGUACGAGUAGUUCGACAAAAGCGUCGUUUUCAACACGCAUUGACAUGGCGACAACAUCGGCGUAUGACAGUGCAAUUACUUGCGAUUUCGAGUCUGUAUAUCAUUGCUUGGGCACCAUCUCUUAUUGUAGGACUUGUACAAAUACUUGGCUAUCCAACAUUUCUUGCACAAAUUCAAACAGAUUUCUUUCUCGAUCUCAUCUAUAUUGUAUGUCUUUUUCUUCCAUGGGUAUAUCUAAGUUUGCUUCCGGAAUUAAUCAAAUGGAUCAAAGAAUUGUUUCGUUAUGGACAAGGACGUAAUUUAGUUGGACCAACACGAACUAUUCAAUUGGAAACAAGAUUAUGA